Molecule: messenger RNA, 2143 nt
Organism: Annulohypoxylon maeteangense
Lineage: Eukaryota; Fungi; Ascomycota; Sordariomycetes; Xylariales; Hypoxylaceae
Product: prion-inhibition and propagation-domain-containing protein
Exons: 2
Coding region: 232-2028 (598 amino acids)
Biological process (GO): protein phosphorylation
Molecular function (GO): ATP binding; protein kinase activity
Source: RefSeq, a predicted model, not a curated record
ACUUGGUGUGGGUGAUCAGGGGGCGGUGUGCUUGCCCAUACGUGCUCCUCACAAGGCAGAAUUCCAAUGAUAGACCUAUGGAUGCAAUAUUUCUAUUGACGACAUAGGUGGCAGUGCUUCUAAUUGAUCCAUAUGAAUAUAUGUCAAUUUCAAUUACACUGAGAUAUUUUUCUGGACUGGAAUACCUUAAUUACUUUCUUUUAGCAAAUCUUUUGUAACACGUAAGGGGCCAUGGAUCCCGGUACCGCCCUAGGUGUGGUAUCUCUGGCAUUCCAGGUCUUUUCUGGAUGUAUAAAAGGAUGUCAACUGUUAUUGGAUGCGAAGAAUCUACCAAAGAAGUACGGCUAUCUUCGGCAUCGUCUCCGUUUGGAGCAGCUUAAGUUGUUGGAUUGGUGGGAUGCGUCUGGUUUCGUGACGGAGGCUGCGUUCCAGGACAGUCCAUUGGAUGAGAGAAAGCAAGCUAUGGUGGAAUCUUUGCUCCAGAUCAAGUCUAUAACAUUUGAUAUCGGUCGGAUUAAAGAACGCUAUGACCUCUCGCUGAAAGUUUCGGAUGAAAGCCUGGGUAACGAAGCCCCAACUUCAGGAAAUUUCCUCGAGCUUGACUCUUCGGGAACUUCAGACAAUAGAGAGACACUACGCCAGAAAGCUCUUAAAUAUGCUGAUACUGUUCUGAAAUGCCCGAUAGGACUUCGAUGGGCGGUGUUCGACGCCGCCAAGUUCGAACAACUCCUAGCCCGGUUUUCUGAACUAAAUAAUUCCAUGCAUUUUUCUUUGGAGUUGGGUCAAAGACUACAUCAUAUAGAACUUCAAGAGAGGUCUCAUAUGCAGAUUUUACAAGUACACGAAAAGUUAGACCAAGUUGUUGAACUCGUUCGGUCACUUCACCUACUCCCACAUUGUAAUUCAGGGGCUUCGUCGCAGGGCUCAGAUGAAGGCGUGCAUAGCACUUUAGAACGACUCGCUCGGUUCAAGGCCCUCAGUAUGACGGUUGGUCUUCAGGACCUUCCCUGUGAGGAGGAUACCAUAGUGCAGAUUGGACUUGAAGUCCCAUCACCAGGAGACCUGGAGCUCCUCCUUUCACAAGUAGAGUUAUACGAAGAUCAAAAACAACUUGGUAUCCAUCGGGUCAUGGGGAAAUACGGCGGGACUCCUAUCUGGGUUGAAUGGAAGGGAUACGACAAAAGUAGCACUACCUUAGCGUACCGCUGCGUCGAAACCCGAAUCAUACGCCUUGCUGCAUUACUCCUAAAGAAUCCAGACACGCCCCGAAAGCUUAGGCUCCCAACAUCUCUCGGCUAUAUUCACGAUCCUUCUUCGGCUAGAUUUGGAAUUGUGUUCGAGUUGCCCGCCUUGACUAGCACGUCAAUCCCACUGUCCCUAUAUGAUAGGUUCCAGAUCUCCCUGAAGCCCUCGUUAACUGUGAGAUUGGACAUGGCGCGGAAGCUCACAGUAAGUUUGGAGUAUAUCCAUGCAAUGAAAUGGCUUCACAAAGGUUUACGAAGCGAUGAUAUCCUGUUCCUCCAAUCAUCUGGUUUUGAUUGGUUGUCUUUCUGUAUCUGUGGGUUCGAAUACUCGCGGCCAGCAAAUCCGAACGAAGUGACGGAGCUUCCAAGCGACAAUAGAGAGCAUGAUUUAUACCGACAUCCUGAUGUCCAGUUCGACGUUCCUAGAGAUGGAGAAUAUGGAUAUAAAGAGAAACAUGACAUCUAUAGUCUAGGGGUUAUAUUGACGGAGAUUGGUCUAUGGCAGCCGAUCCAUCAAGUGCUUGGGAUUUCUCUAAAUCGAUUCAUUCGACGCCCAAUUAUCAGAGAAGCCCGCAGCAACCUCCUAAAACCGGAAUCAAUCGCAAUUCUGGAGUCAGAGACUGGGGAAAGAUACACAGACGCGGUCAUACUUUGUUUGACAGGCAGCCCGAGAGACCCGUUUGAAAAACAGAAAGGAUUCGCAUUCUCGGAGGAAAAACUGAAGGAGAACUCGACAGGGUGUCUGAAGAGGACUCGAGAAAUAUUGCAAAACAUCAAGUUAUAGAAAACAGAAACAUGCUAAACACGGCAAAAAGAACCUUUACCAGCGCCGGCCAACUUGAAAACUGAGACUCCGCGGGGAGAGGCGCAAUGCUAUAUCGCUUGGAACCAUCAAACAG